AUGAACGGAAAGGCUGUUAGGAAGUCGAUUGCACUUGCUUUGGGGUUUAGGCUGCUUAACUCUAACAAAGCGAACUUAAAGAUGAAAGCAUGAAGAAUAGGUAACGGUAGUGUAUGUAGGCUAUACCCCUACUUCAAGUGAAAUGCAUGUUGCUGGUUAUAGAACAACAAACGUUGAAAUGAAGAACUCUUCAUAUAUCCAUGAAACUGAAGUGGACGUUGCAUUGGAAGGACUCAGGCCUAUUCCGAAAUAUCAUCUUAACUGCAAUGCGUCAUUGUGGACAUGUUUCUGGUGGUUAUGAAUGGUUAUGAACACGAAAGAAGAGUGAGAAAUAGCCUAACACAUCAAAAGCAUAUACUUCAAAUUGCCAAGAACACCUGCGUGAUUCAAUGGGAACUCCAUGGGCAUUUUGAUUGACAAAAAACAACGAAAGGCAAAAUCUGCAGGGGGAGGAGGAAGGUAAACUGUUAUGCAAGAGGAUUUACAUUUCUUCAGUCAGAGAUGAAGGAAAAGUCUAAGAAUGCUGCGAAGACAAGACGAGAGAAAGAAAAUGGAGAAUUUUAUGAACUGGCGAAAUUAUUGCCUCUGCCCUCUGCGAUCACCUCACAACUGGAUAAGGCGUCAAUCAUUCGGCUUACCACCAGUUACCUGAAGAUGAGAGCAGUGUUUCCAGAUGGUCUCGGGGAGGCUUGGGGUCAACCAUCAAGACUCAGCCCUCUAGAUAGCAUGGCUAAAGAGCUGGGAUCCCAUCUGUUACAGACUCUAGACGGCUUUGUAUUUGUUGUUGCCUCAGAUGGGAAAAUCAUGUAUAUCUCUGAGACCGCGUCGGUCCACCUUGGCCUGUCCCAGGUGGAGUUGACAGGAAACAGUAUAUUUGAGUACAUUCACCCGUCAGACCAUGAUGAGAUGACUGCAGUCCUCAGCGCCCACCAACCUGUCCCCCAUCACUUUCUUCAAGAAUACGAAAUGGAGCGUUCCUUUUUCCUCAGGAUGAAGUGUGUUCUGGCCAAGCGUAAUGCAGGACUGACGUGUGGUGGAUAUAAGGUGAUCCACUGUAGUGGCUACCUUAAGAUCCGACAGUACUUGAUGGAUGUGGCGAUGUACGACUCCUGCUACCAGAUCGUGGGGCUGGUGGCGGUGGGCCACUCCCUUCCCCCCAGCGGCAUCACAGAGAUCAAGCUACACAGCAACAUGUUCAUGUUCCGGGCCAGCCUGGACCUCAAACUCAUCUUCCUGGAUUCCAGGGUGGCUGAGCUGACAGGGUACGAACCCCAGGACUUGAUAGAGAAGACUCUCUACCAUCACGUCCACGGCUGUGACGUGUUUCAUCUGCGCUACGCUCACCAUCUACUGCUUGUGAAAGGGCAGGUCACCACUAAGUACUACCGUAUGCUGUCCAAGCACGGGGGUUGGGUGUGGGUGCAGAGCUACGCCACCAUUGUCCACAACAGCCGCUCGUCGCGUCCGCACUGCAUUGUGAGCGUCAACUACGUCCUGACGGAGAUAGAAUACAAGGAGCUGCAGAUGUCUCAGGAGCAGAGCAGAGCCACAAAGCCGUCUCUCUCCUACAAGGCUGGCCUGGCCUCCUCUCAGGACUCACGCAAACAGCUCAAGACCAAAGCAGUCAAGAUCAAAACCAAAAUCAAGAUGGUGCCCUACCCUCAGCCCAACAGCGCAUACCACCCAGACAAGCUGGACUGCUCCCCUCAAGGUGGAGGGUGGAAAGAAAGCCCUCCCUACUCCCUAACCCCCUGCCAGGAACAAAGUCCUGCCCCUGAAUCUGGGGAGGUCCCCUGUGGAGCACCGUAUGGCCUGUCCUUACCCUACUCCUAUGGACACCAGCACCAAGAGCCCCAGAGGAGGAUACGACCCACCGCCACCUCGCCUUCACUCUCACCCUCACCCGGCCAGGCUGCGCAUCAGCUGCUCAGCUCGCUGCAUGCCCGCGCAGGGGGCGAGGGCCACUGGAGUGGCCAACCCAAGACAAGUCACGGCCUCCGCCUGAGUCCGUCCUCUGCUGUGUCCUGCACAGCCAGCGCAGUUUACCCAGUGGGCACCCCAUCAACGUCAACAUCAAUGGUGAUGUCUAGCAGGAGGUACCCUGGCGAGACACACCAGGACAGCUUUUCCAGCUGUCCCACAUUACGUCCUAGCAGCAGGUUUAAAGAAGAGCCUUAUGAACACCACACACUCUGUCAGAGCAAGGCAUCCACCGAGGCCCAUCCCCUGGUGCAGCCCCAGCCACAGGUCUUUAAAGAGGACACCAAGCUACCGUUCAGCCGUGACCCCCUCCACAAGGGCUCCAGAGGUGGUGGUUGUUCCAUGGGGGAGAAUCCGCUGUCUUGCCCCCUGCUGAGUGGCUCUGCGGUGGGGAAGGGAAGCUGCGAGCAUCCCCGGUCUCUCCAUGGCUUGGGACAGCCCUUUCCUAUGCAGGUGGUGCUGGAGCAGAGGAGGAGACUGUGUAUGAUGGAGGCACCCUAUGCCAACACUGCCAGUGGACUCCUAGAUCAUUUGGACUGCAACGGGGAGAGGGGGCCCCCCAAGCUCCAGGAGCCUGAGGUGGGGGAGGAGGACAGACGGAUGUGGAUGGGGGUUGGGAUGGGGGUGGGUGUGGGCGUUGGAGUUGGCCUUCCAGCCCAGGCGCCUUACGUGUCGUUGAACCUUCACCAUGUCCUGGCCAAACACAGCCCCUUUCAGGCCCCGCCUUACACCGCUGCACUUAGCCACUUGACGGACAGCUACGGUUACCGCGCUGAAGAGAUGGUCUCGUAUGGCUACAAGGGCCAAAGCCCCGCCUCCAGCUCAUCCCCUGAGACACACAGGGAGAUCUCGCAUUACAUUGGCACAUCCGUCAUCAUUACCAAUGAGAGGUGACACGGCCCCUGGGUCAAAGGUCAUGGAGUGCCAAACAUUCGUGCUCAGACCUACAUCUGUGGGUCACUGUGACUGUCAGGUAUAGGAAGGGUCACAAUGACAGAAAUGUACUAGAAGUAUCAAUGACUACAAUAUCAGUGACUUUCGCGAUGUGCUAUUCUUGACAUCUCCUGAAUUUUCUAAUGGAUCUGUAUCGACAGGUGUUUUGUACACUGAAUAACCAAUGCCAGACUCUAAUCAAGGAUUAGCAAGUAAUUUCAGGUUUCUUGAAUAAUAUGAUAUCGUUUUGAAUACAGUUUAGCUAUUAGUGUAUGUAAUGCUUUGUGACUCUCGAGUUUAAAGCCAUUUCUUUUGAUAAAAUGUCACAGACCUUUCCUCCAUACAGGGUCAAUUCUGACAUGUAAUACUGUACACACUUUAAAUGAUAAAUUACAUUUUGAAGGGAAUUAUGCAAUGAUGUUGAUGCUAGAUUUGUGUUACGGGACAUCCUACACAGAUUUUGUGUUAGCAUUCAACACUGUUUAUAAUGAACUUUGGAUUUUUGUUGAAAAUUAAGCUGUAUUUCCAUUGACACGAGUGCUUAAGACAAUGCAAGAGAUUUAGUCAAAUGUUAUAUUGAAGGUAGCAAGCCUGUUCAAAGUGCAAUCCCCAGUGCCAAUUGCAAUUGAUAAACUAGUUCCAAGACGCUUUAUGCUUCUCUUCAAAUGAAAUUAAAAUAUAUUAAAUUUAGAUACGUCAUUAACAAGCGACAAGUGCUGUUCUUCUUUGGAUUAAUUGAACUGGAAAUGACUGAUGCAAAAUAGCUCAAAUGGAGUUUGUACCUCCCUGUCUCAAAGCCAUCAUGAUUUUAUUUAAUAUUUCUUUACCAUGGAUAAAUUAAAAAAGUGUAUUUAUUGUCAUGCAAACAUAGCAGCUUGCUUAUUUAUGUAAAAAAAAACAGGGUCUAUCUUGUGUAAAAGUGAAAAUAUCAACUGCAAUGGAAAAAUGUAAUAAAGA
This is a messenger RNA of Hypomesus transpacificus, 3870 nucleotides long. RefSeq names its product SIM bHLH transcription factor 2 (gene sim2). Lineage: Eukaryota; Metazoa; Chordata; Actinopteri; Osmeriformes; Osmeridae. Bases 502 to 2874 code for a protein of 790 amino acids. The record is from RefSeq and is a predicted model, not a curated record. Gene Ontology annotation, biological process: regulation of transcription by RNA polymerase II. The transcript is spliced from 12 exons. Gene Ontology annotation, molecular function: DNA-binding transcription factor activity, RNA polymerase II-specific; protein dimerization activity; RNA polymerase II transcription regulatory region sequence-specific DNA binding.